This is a messenger RNA of Oenanthe melanoleuca, 3764 nucleotides long. RefSeq names its product protocadherin gamma-A12-like. Lineage: Eukaryota; Metazoa; Chordata; Aves; Passeriformes; Muscicapidae. The record is from RefSeq and is a predicted model, not a curated record. The transcript has a single exon. Gene Ontology annotation, molecular function: calcium ion binding. Gene Ontology annotation, cellular component: plasma membrane. The coding region runs from base 491 to 2962 and encodes 823 amino acids. Gene Ontology annotation, biological process: homophilic cell-cell adhesion.
AGAACGUUACAUCAAUUUGGUAUCACCAUUACAAAAACAUUUUCCUGUGCGGUAGAAACAGCACCGGUCUUGAUCAGCUUCUCAAAGAAGAGUUGGGCUGGAGAAAAACAAAGGCAGGAGGUCACCACUGGACGGGGCCCGACGUCUCCCCACGAGCUGACGGUGAGCGAGGCAGGGCGGGCAGCGCUCGGUGCUGCAGUGCCGGGAGGAGGCUGCGGGCGCCGCUGUUGACCGAGAGGAGCGAGAGGAAGCUCGGAGCGCUGCAGCCCCGCCCGCUGCGGACAGGAUCUCUCGCCCGCUCCGUCUCUGUCUCGGCGAACGCCGGGUUGGGAUCGUACUUGCGGUGAGGAUCGGUGCCGAGGAGACAUCGGCAGCGGCUGGGAGCGGUGAGAGGGAGAAGAAAUUACAGCAGAAGCGGAAGCCAGAGCGGAUUGCAGAUCGGCUGUCGGAGAGACGGACGAACUGCCCGCCGUGUUGCGGUGCCGCGGAGAUGAGCGCGGCGGGGAGGCGCUGGGGCCUGCGGCAGCGAGCUCUGCUCUGGGUGAUGCUGCUGGCGGCGUGGGAGGCGGCGUGGGGGCAGCUGCGCUACUCGGUGCCCGAGGAGAUGCCCAAGGGCUCGUUCGUGGGCGACGUGGCCAAGGACCUGGGGUUGCAGCUGCCGGAGUUUCAAGACCGCGGUGCCCGCAUUGUCUCUGAAGGUAGGACGCAGUAUUUCGCUCUGCACGGGAAAACGGGACAUUUAGUGACGGCGGAGAGAAUCGACAGAGAGCAGCUGUGCGAGCUUGUUCAGCAAUGCGUGCUGCGCUGUGAGCUGAUAGUGGAGGGGGAAAUGAAGUUUUAUGAAAUCGAAGUGGAGAUCACUGACAUUAACGACAACGCCCCGAGCUUCGAAGAAAAUGAGCUGCAGGAGAAAAUAAGCGAAAUGACAGCCCCGGGGUCGCGGUUUCCCCUUGCUGAAGCUCACGACCCGGACUCGGGAUUGAAUUCCCUGCAGAGCUACGAGCUGAGCGGCGACGAGCACUUCUCGCUGGCCGUGCAGUCGGGCCCCGGCGGCGAUCAGCGUCCCGAGCUGGUGCUGGCGAAGGCGCUGGACCGGGAGGAGGCGGCGUUUCACGAGCUGGUGCUGAGGGCGAUGGACGGCGGCGAUCCGGCACGGACGGGCACGGCUCGGAUCCGAGUGACGGUGCUGGAUGCGAACGACAACGCGCCGGUGUUCAGCCAGGCGGAGUACACGGUGCGUGUGCCCGAGGACGUGCCUGUGGGCUCAACACUCGUCACUGUAACCGCGGCGGACUCCGACGAGGGGGUGAACGGGCACGUGGAAUACUCGUUAAAAAAAAUAAAAGAUAGAGCGUCGAAGAUAUUCCACCUGGACUCUGAGAGUGGAGAGAUCACUCUGUUGCAAAGCCUGGACUUCGAGGAAGGCGACUCAUACCAAUUGGAGGUACAGGGAAGAGACGGUGGAGGCCUUUCCGACACUACAAAAAUCGCGAUCACCGUCACAGAUAUAAAUGAUAACGCGCCGCUAAUUUCCGUGCGGUCAGCGCUGAGUGAGAUUUCUGAGGACGCCCCAACGGGGACAGUGGUGGCCCUACUGCACGUGCAGGACCGGGACUAUGGGGCUAACGGCGCGGUGCGUUGCUCGCUCGACGGGGAUGUCCCGUUCCGGCUGCAGAGCUCCCACGGCAGCUACUACAGCGUGGUGACAGCGAGAGAGCUGGACCGAGAGCAGGUGUCGGAGUACAACGUGACGGUGCGGGCGGCCGACGGCGGGUCGCCGGCGCUGCAGAGCAGCGCGGUGCUGGCGCUGCGGGUGCUGGACGUGAACGACAACGCGCCGGUGUUCGCGGAGGAGCGCUACAGCGCGCGGCUGGCGGAGAACAACGCGGCGGGCGCGCUGGUGCUGACGGUGCGCGCGACGGACGCGGACUGGGGGCAGAACGCGCGCGUGCGCUACCGGCUGUCGGAGGGGCGGGUGCGGGGCGCGCCGCUGUCGUCGUACGUGUCGGUGCAGGCGGAGACGGGCGCGCUGUACGCGCUGCGCUCCUUGGACUACGAGCAGGUGCGCGAGCUGCGGCUGUGGGUGCGUGCGGAGGACGGCGGCGCGCCGGCGCUGAGCAGCAACGUGUCGGUGGUGCUGCAGAUCGUGGACGAGAACGACAACGCGCCGCAGGUGCUGUACCCGCCGGCGGGCGCGCUGCGGGCGGGCUCGGGCUCGGGCGGUGCGUGGUCGGGCGUGGAGCUGGCGCCGCGCUGGUCGGAGGCGGGCGCGCUGGUGGCCAAGGUGGUGGCGGUGGACGCGGACGCGGGCCAGAACGCGUGGCUGUCGUACGAGCUGGCCAAGGCGACGGAGCCGGGGCUGUUCCGCGUGGGGCUGCACAGCGGUGAGGUGCGCACGGCGCGCUCGCCGCUGGCCCGCGACGCGGCGCGCCAGAGCCUGGUGGUGGUGGUGAAGGACCACGGGCGGCCGGCGCUGUCGGCCACGGCCACGCUGAGCGUGGUGCUGGCCGAGAGCGUGGCCGAGCUGCUGGCCGAGCUGGGCAGCGCGGCCGACGAGGCGGCGGCAGAGCCGGGCGAGCCGGCCGUGAGCCUGACGCGCUGGCUCGUGCUGGCCGUGGCCGCCGUGUCCUGCCUCUUCGUCGCCUUCCUGCUGCUGCUGCUGGCGCUGCGCCUGCGCCGCUGGCGCCGCCAGCAGCUGCUGCCGCCCGCCAGCGGCGCCUUGCGCGGCGUGCCCGUGUCGCACUUCGUGGGCAUCGACGGCGUGCGCGCCUUCCUGCAGUCCUACUCGCACGACGUGUCGCUCACGGCCGACUCGCGCAAGAGCCAGCUGCGCUUCUCGGCCGGCGGCAGCUGCUGCGACACCCUCCCGGUCCGGCCUCCCGAUGAGGCUUCGGGUGAUCUUGUCCCUUCAGGAGACCAAGCUGCCGAAAGCUGUGGGCAAGUUGUCUUUCAGGUACGUUAAUAUUUAAACUUUGUUUAGUGGAUGCGGUGUUUAGGGUUCUCAAGGUAGCCGCAGAUGGUUCACAGUUUUGCAAACUGGGUUUUUAGGUAGUCACCCACUCAUGAAUGUCAUCUCCUGCUUAUGUGCUGAGUCUGCCUUGCGUUUUUUGUAUGUGCCAUGUUCUCUUCCUUUUGCCAGAGCUCUUUAUCUAGCUUUCCACAAGUCUGGAAGGUUCUGUUGCAUGUGCAACUUCACAAAGAAAUCUCAUUCUCCUUAUAUUCUCCUGUUCUUUGAAAUUGUUUAAAUACUUGCUAGUACCCGGUUUCCAGCAUUUCAUUAUAAUUCCUUAUAUCAGCUCUUAAAUUCUGGUUAAAUUUUGGGAUCUUGUCGCUUUAAUUUCCAGAUUUCUUCCAUAUCCACCUUCAACAAACUAAUUACUCGAUCCCUCUUAAGGGUAUUUGAAGAGAUUCGUUUUAAAUGCUAAAGUAUUCCUUUGAUUGAGUUUUUUUCUCACUGUUUGGUUUCGUGGCUUAACCUUUGGAUUAAAUACAAAUGUAGUUGUCAAUUACUGUGCAGGCACAAUCAUUGAAAUAAAGGAUAAGUACAAGAAUAUAGAUGCAAAAAUACUUAAAUGCGAAGUACAAUUCAUCAAUACCUAUUUAUAAUGUAGCUAGUAUUGGAAUGCGAGUUAAUCUUGAAAACAUAUAUUUGGACAGUCUUUUGGUGUGUGUCUGGGUCGUUGCAGGCAAUUCUCGCCAUAUAGGACGCAGUGAAUUGACCAUGACAUAUUUCAAAAAAAUUCCCCUGUCCCCAUGUAAACAAC